AUGUUAGAGCGAAAGUUUGUUCAGCAGCCAGAACUCAAGAAACAGUACAUAGACUUCAUGACAGAAUAUGAAACCCUCGAACACUGCAAAGAAGUCAGGGAAGUUAACGACUCAAGCAAUUUACGGAAGUGGUACUUACCCUACCAUGCCGUCCUUCGUCCAUCAAACAUUACGACUAAGUGCCGAGUGGUGUUCGACGCAUCAGCAAAGACUGAUGGAUGGUCCCUGAACGACGUACUGAAUAUAGGCUCAUUGAACCAGAACAGCUUACUGUCGAUUGUUUUGUGUUUCCGCAUCCAUCGCUAUGUUCUAUGUGCAGACAUAGCGAAAAUGUAUCGACAAGUGUUAGUAGAUGAACAUCAUACGCCGAUGCAAAGAGUGUUUUGGAAAAGUGAUUCGUCCCAUCCAAUCCGAGUAUUAGAGCUUACAACUGUUACUUAUGGUACAGCUUCGGCACCCUUUUUGGCGACUAGGGCGCUGUUGCAAAUAGCUAUCGAUGAAAGGCAGGAAUUUCCUAUGGCAUCGAAAAUAGUAGAGGACUAUUUUUAUGUUGACAAUGCUUUGUUUGGAUUUAAUGAAAUUGCUGAAGCCUUAGAAGCUCAGAAGCAGUUAAAUCAAUUACUAAAGUCCGGUGGAUUCCAUCUGCACAAGUGGUCUUCAAAUGACCAUAGACUGCUCCAAACGGUACCGGAGGCUGAUCGUGAAGAGUUAGUCUGCAUAGAAGGAUCUGAUUUCAAUGAAGUCAUAAAAACACUGGGCUUAUUGUGGGACCCGUCAGCCGACGAGCUGCUUUUCGUGUCGUAG
This is a messenger RNA of Wyeomyia smithii (pitcher-plant mosquito), 804 nucleotides long. RefSeq lists its product as uncharacterized. The coding region runs from base 1 to 804 and encodes 267 amino acids. NCBI's taxonomy places the organism in Eukaryota, Metazoa, Arthropoda, Insecta, Diptera, Culicidae. The transcript has a single exon. The record is from RefSeq and is a predicted model, not a curated record.